GGCGCUAAGCAGCUCUCCCAUGACCACAGAGGAGGACGCUGGAACAGUGUUUGCGGUGGUGCAGGAGGAUAUGGGACCCGCAUCUCAAUACUUUAUGCAUCAAGUGACCCGGUGAGCGCAACAAACUUCUCAGGCUCCCUGUGCGUCAACGAGAACAUGCAAGAUCUUAAUGGUCGCUUUGCGUCCUACAUUGAGAAGGUAAAUGAGAUACCUUUUCACUUCACAAAUGUAGGGUUUUCUUUUUUCACUGUUAGGAGAAAGUGAAUGGUAGUUCUUUAGGGUAUAUUAGGUGUAGAAUCGGCUGAUAUUCUGGUCAGAUGCGAUAGAACAGCCACCCGCUGCUUUCAAGUACACUCAGUUGCUCUGGUGUGAUUUCUCUCUUAGUGGCUAAAACAGUGAGAAUCCUACCUAGGAUGUGUGUUGUAUGAAUGUGUGAGGCUCUAUGUUGAUUUGUGGGUGUCUGUGUGGCUCAGGUGCACUCACUAGAGGCAGCCAACGCACAGCUUGAGUUACAGAUCAAGGAACAUCUGGAGAGAAGCUCCCUUGGUGACCGUAAAGACAUGGGUGGACACUUGGAGAUGAUCGAUAGCCUUCAAAACCAGGUAGGCCUAUAUUGGGACCUAUCACUGAACACCUUGCAGUUUACCUUCUCAUUUUCCUCUUAAGCAUCAUCUUGUGACCAGCCUCAUGCUCUUGUUCCUUUGUGACCGGUGACCACUGAUUUAGAAAUGACUUGAUAUAAUAUAUAAUAAUAAUAUAAUAUGCCAUUUAGCAGACGCUUUUAUCCAAAGCGACUUACAGUCAUGUGCGCAUACAUUUUUACGUAUGGGUGGUCCCGGGGAUCGAACCCACUACCCUGGCGUUACAAGCGUCAUGCUCUACCAAUUGAGCUACAGAGGACCAAAGGAUGGGAAUUCUAUCCCAUCCUUUCAGCAAACAGUAGUGGGAAGGCGGGAAAGCAGAUAAGUGAAGGAAGGAACCCACUGGGCACAGACGUCUAUUCAACGUAAUUUCAUUGAAAUGACGUGGAAACGUUGAUUCAACCAGUGUGUGCCCAGUGGGAAGGAGGUGUAACAGAGUUGUAGGAUACAGACAAAAUCUAAUGUGGAAAAACAUUUAAAAAGACGAAGGUCUUGGCACAGUCCUUAUAAACUAUACUGAACAAAAAUAUAAACACAAAAUGUAAAGUGUUGGUUCCAUGUUUCAUGAGCUGGAAUAACAUAUCCCAGAAUUUUUCCAAACGCAGAAAAAGCUUAUUUCUCUCAAAUUUUGGCAACAAAUAUGUUUACAUCCCUGUUAGUGAGGGGGUGAGGAGGAGGUUCGGUCAAUAAUAAAGCCCUUUUGUUAGGAAAAACUCAUUCUGAUUGGCUGGGCCUGGCUCCCAAGUGGGUAGGCCUAUGCCCUCCCAGAACCAACCCAUUGCUGCGGCCCUGCCCAGUCAUGUGAAAUCAAUAGAUUAGGGCUUAAUUAAUUCAUUUCAAUUGGCUAAUUUACUUAUAUGAACUUUAACGUAGCAAAAGCUUUGAAAUUGUUGCAUCUAUAUUUUUGUUCUGUGUACAUGACCAAAAGUAUGUGGACACCUGCUUGUCGAACAUCUCAUUACAAAAGCAUGGGCAUUAAUAUGGAGUUGGUCCCCCCUUUGCUGCUAUGACAGCCUCCACUCUUCUGGGAAGGCUUUCCACUAGAUGUUGGAACAUUGCUGCGGGGACUUGCUUCCAUUCAGCCACAAGAGCAUUCGUGAGGUCGGGCACUGAUGUUGGUCGGUUGGGCCUGGCUCGCAGUCGGCGUUCCAAUUCAUCCCAAAGGUGUUCGAUGGGGUUGAGGUCAGGGCUCUGUGCAGGCCAGUCAAGUUCUUCCACACCGAUCUCGACAAACCAUUCCUGUAUGGACCUCGCUUUGUGCACUGGGGCAUUGUCAUGCUGAAACAGGAAAGGGCCUUCCCCAAACUGUUGCCACAAGGUUGGAAGCACAGAAUCAUCUAGAAUGUCAUUGUAUGCUGUAGCGUUUAGAGUUCCCUUCACUGGAACUAAGGGGCCUAGCCCGAACCAUGAAAAACAGCCCCAGACCAUUAUUCCUUCUCCACCAAACUUUACAGUUGGCACUAUGCAUUCGGGCAGGUAGCGUUCUCCUGGCAUCCGCCAAACCCAGAUUCGUCCGUCGGACUGCCAGAUGGUGAAGCGUGAUUCAUCACUCCAGAGAACACCUUUCCACUGCUCCAGUGUCCAAUGGCGGUGAGCUUUACACCAUUCCAGCCGACGCUUCGCAUUGCGCAUGGUGAUCUGAGGCGUGUGUGCGGCUGCUCGGCCAUGGAAACCCAUUUCAUGAAGCUCCCGACGAACAGUUAUUGUGCUGACGUUGCUUCCAGACGCAGUUUGGAACUCAGUAGUGAGUGUUGCAACCGAGGACAGACGAUCUUUACACGCUACGCGCUUCAGCACUUGGCGGUCCCCUUCUGUGAGCUUGUGUGGCCUACCACUUCGUGGCUGAGCCGUUGUUGCUCCUAGACGUUUCCACUUCACAAUAACAGCACUUACAGUUGACCGGGGAAGCUCCAGCAGGGCAGAAAUUUGACGAACUGACUUGUUGGAAAGGUGGCAUCCUAUGACGGUGCCACGUUGAAAGUCACUGAGCUCUUCAGUACGGACCAUUCUACUGACAGUGUUUGUCUAUGGAGAUUGAAUGGUGUGUGCUCGAUUUUAUACACCUGUCAGCAACGAGUGUGGCCGAAAUAGCCGAAUCCAAUAAUUUGAAGGGGUGUCCACAUACACUACAUGGCCAAAAGUAUCAGGACCAGGGAAGAGGAGGCUGCUGAGAGCUCCUAGAAUCCGUGGACCUUGAGCUGCUCCUCUUUAGCCAGGCCAAUCUGGAAGUGGGAUGAGGGGAGAAGAGACAUUACACAAAGGAACUUUGCACUCCAGUCACAAAACCUUUACUACCAUAGCAGCUGGACUGUUUACAAACAGGCGCUUUUCUAUGGGAGCCUUCUGUAGGGGCCAUGACAGAUGACCACUUAGUACACACAAGUGUGGAGUAUAUGCUGGGUGCAAUGUGCUAUAGCAGGGACAGGAGUCAAACCUACCUCAAUUAGAAAUGUGCAGAUAUUCUUGCGCUGGUCACCUUGCAGCUGAAUCACUUCACCAUACUCUGGGUGCUCAAUCACUGUCCCAUUGCAGGCAAAUUUCUGUUGACAAAGCAGAACUAGUCAAAAGGCCUGUAGAACAAAACAUGGACCUUUCUUAGUAUACCAGCUAGUGUCUUUGUCUCAACUCCCUGCCAUAACAUACCUUCUUAAAGGCCUUGACUAGCUUCUUCUUAUCAUAGUCGAUGGCUAUGCCCUGGACCGUGGUCAGAGUCUUCCUGCCGUUACGCUGCUGGAUUCUUAUGUGGAUGUAGUCGUCAGUCCCAGAUGGGAGCCUGUCAUUACCCUUAGUUGCAUCAGCAAAGGGGUCUGUGGGAAGAACAAUACUAUUUAAAAACAAAUACUUAAGACACAAAUAAAGUUCAAAACAAAAUUACAAGGAAGCAACAUAAAGCGAUAGCUAAGAUGGCACUGUUUUGUUUGACCUAGAUAACAAAAGAUCCAGGCCGAUGAACUGGUGAUGUAAUGUCCUAUCCAUGAGUCUUACAUGCUGACCAGACAGCACGCGUGCGUCAUCGCGCGCAUGUUGAUCUUUCCCUCCCACACCAGACACGAUCAGGACACACAGGUUGAAAUAUCAAAACGAACUCUGAACCAACUAUAUUAUGUCCUUUAAUUAUUUGUUACUUUUAUUUCAUAUUAUUUUUAUUUCGUAUUAUUUUUGGUAUUCUUUCUUAAAACCUCAUUGUUGGUUAAGGGCUUGUAAGUAAGCAUUUCACUGUACCUGUUGUAUUCAGCGCAUGUGACAAAUAAAAUGUGAUUUGAUUAACUUGGGGACAGUUAUGUGUAGUUACAUGUGGUCCUCUGUAGCUCAGCUGGUAGAGCACGGUGCUUGUAACGCCAAGGUAGUGGGUUCGAUCCCCGGGACCACCCAUACACAAAAAUGUAUGCACGCAUAACUGUAAGUCGCUUUGGAUAAAAGCGUCUGCUAAAUGGCAUAUUAUUAUAUUAUAUUUUGGCGGACGCCUAGUCAGCAAAUCAGGCCUAGGCCUAGUCAGCAAAUCAGGCCUAAGCAAAACGCUCCUCAGAUGCUUGUCAGCAAAUUACUACAUGGAAAUUGGACAGAAAGACAACCGGCAGUAACCACUUGUUAACCGGAAUCGGUAAUGUACAUUGAUUAUUGUGUCCAUAAUACAGACUAGUUUUCUAUAUCGGCUACAAAUCCGUGUUGUGACCUAACGUUAGCCAAGGAAAUUAACUUCGGCCUGGUUGAAGUCUGAUAGGUGUUGCCGGUCUUGCUGGUCAACGUUAACUACAAAAAAAACCUGGCAUGCUAUUAACUUAUUUGUAAUCGGGAGGGAAUGUUCUCGAUAUAACUAACCAGAUGUUUUAGACAUUUAUUAACAAUUUAUUAUUAAAACCAAACGUAAUAUUUUGUUGUAACGUUACCAACCGCCAUUCCCCCACUUACAUUCACACGUCGUUAGCUGAGAUGGUUGAAAUGUCUUACCGAAAGUUUGGAGGUUCUGGAUAGCGGACAUAUGAUAAGAUUUCCUUUCCUUUCGGGUAAUAACUGGUUAGCGUUCGACUGGUAUGCUUAAUAUUUAUUUUCUUUUAAUCUUAUUUUCCGGGGACGAAGCUCUAUUCGAAUGACCGGGUUUCACAAAAUGGACAUCGUACAGCUUCCAAAGAGGUAAACAACCCUUUCCAGUACCUCCCCAAAACCAGGAUCAGCGACGUUUUGGACGACGCACGUAGGGACGUGCGCCACGCCACACCCUAUUUUUCUGGAAGAAUUACAUAAUUAUUUUGGUAUUUCUAAGGGGAAAAUAUCCACACCAGCCUAGGCUGCAGUACAGCAGGUGGGUAGUCUGCCAUAAAACCUUGAAGAAGACCUUAGCUAAUACAGCAAUGUUAUUGAUAGAUUAAAUAAUGGAAAGUGCAGUGGCGACACAGCAUUUUAUUUUAUUUUCCCUGUUUUGCAUGUUAUUAUUUUGGCAUUAAUACGUGUCACAUAUCAGUUUGCAAACAAUGUAAAAAUAAUAAUAAAGCCGCAUUUCAAACUUGGUCUCUUUUUUGCUUUCUUGAGUAAGGCAGCUCCAAAAUGCAGGUGUUUCAGCAUAGCUCACUGCUUUCUGUGGUGGUGGGGCAGCCAGAGGAAAUACGUAGGGGUUGGUAAUGUUCUUUAGUUGCGCUGUGAUUGGCUCAGUGUUCUGUCACUCAUGAGGACACAACGUCACUGCAAAAUCUACAGGUAGGGCUCGAAAAAUUCAAGCCCAUUGGCUGCUGCCAUAUAUUUACAUUAGAAGUGCCCAUCCAAGAAGGCUCAAGGUCAUUGGCCACAGAUAAAAUGACGUCAAAUCACGUUAUAUCUACAGUAGCUUUGAUUGGACUGAUCAUGUCAACAUCACACUUUCAAAAUCUUAGCUAGCAAGCUAGAAAAGCAGUCAUAAUUAUGCAUCAAGUCGGCAAUCUACUGGCAAAUCAUUUUCAAUCCUUGUCAUAUGAAGAGAAAUUAUAGAUAAAACGUAUCGGUGCUCAUCAGCCAUUGGACAUAAACGUUACACAACAAGUUUGAAAUCGCAAAUUCAACAAUGAGUACUAAGGCGCCACUGCAGCCCCGGGUUGGAUCCCAGGCUGUGUUACAGCUGGCUGUGACCGGGAGACCCAUGAGGCGGUGCACAAUUGGCCCAGCGUCAUCCGAGUUAGGGGAGGGUUUGGCCGGCCGGGAUGUCCUUGUCUCAUCGUGCUCUAGCGACUCCUUGUGGCGGGCCGGGAUCCUGCAAGCUGACUGGUGUCAGUUCGACAGUGUUUCCUCUGACACAUUGUUGCGGCUGGCUUCCGGGUUAAGCGAGCAGUGUGUCAAGAAGCAGUGCGGCUUGGCUCUCAACCUUCGCCGAGUCCGUAGGGGAGUUGCAGCGAUCAGACAAGAUCGUAACUACCAAUUGGAUAUCACGAAAAGGGGGUAAUGCCAUGAGACAGAAAUGUUUGAAUACAUUGGCCAUGCUGUCAAUCCAGCAUGACUUCUGCCGCGUUCAAAACAGCUGGAAACUCGGAACUGGGAAAUCUCAAACUUCAGUGAGUUCAAGACAAAUAUUUUUUUUACGGUCAUCCAACUCGGAAUUCCAUGUCAGGAUUUUGGGCCUCUUUCUAGAGCCCACAAGAAGGUCCACCGCGCCACCUAUCUGUUCUGCACAACAAGGUGAGUCCAAAAACGUAUUGUAUGCUGCUGCGUAAAUGAUGUAAUAUGCCAGGGAGAUAUGUAUACUGUGGCUAAGAAAGUAAUACUAAAUGUAUGUUGUGUAGUAAGCCAUUAGUAGCCCAUGUGCCUCACCCUAAUAAUUUGGUCAGUUUCCUCCCUCAUAACUGAGCCUACUGUUCUGACUUGAUGGUGCACAUGUAGCCUAUAGCCUGUUUUAGGGGAAUGUCAACAUUGAAUAUUGUAAGAGCUUUCAUUGUCUGCUUACAUGCCCCCUUUAUUUAUCCUACGGUUCUGACUUGUACAGGGAGAAUACUGUAAGAACGGCCCAUGUUCUGGAUACUGUCGCUGUACUUUUCAAAAGUGCUGACUUUUGACUACAGUAUGUCCGUCCUAGCUCGCUGUUGGGGCGGUAUGCAAAAAAAGACUCUGCAUCAAAACUCAGCAGGACAGACAAUAUGUUCUCCGUUUCACCACGCUCUCCAACCAACGCGGCGAUCCUCACCGCAGGUACUUCAUCCUCACUUACGUCAGGUUCCAUCUCUGAACUACUGGAGUGCGUAUCCCUCUUUUUACACUUGACGCCCGUCGCCAACUGUGUGUCAUGUUUGCUAGAAUGGAGGUUUAAAAACGACAGCUGCAUAUUAGAGGUCUUCACGGAUCCAAGUUCCGAAAUGGACCUGAGGCUUUCCCACCCGGACCCGAUAUGCAUAAAUACAUUUUUUAAAUAUAGAGACCCGUUCCAAACGGACCCGAGGACAACUAGACCCGUUCCAUAUAGACCUGGUUGAAUCCAGAACCGGACCGAUCCAAGUGAUGGAAGCAUCAGAAAAGGCAUUUUUUAAGCUACUUUAUUAACCGGAACUGAUAAAGCGCGAUAGGAGGGAGAGAGAGGUGCCUCUCUAGCAGGUGGGCGAGGGGCUAUGAGGGGCAAUACUAUCAGCGAGUGAGACAGGGAGCAGGGAGGGAGAGAUGAGAGGCAGCAAACAACCUAGCCGACUCACGAUAUAGUAGACUAAUAGCAGCCAUAGCUAGGUUAUUUAUCAUCAAAUAUGAUUAAGUAGUACCUGUCUUGACUGCAUCAAACCGGGAGAAGCUAGUUAAGUUAGCUAGCUAGGCUAAUUGAGGCUGCAGUGCAUGCGCUUGCUCAUCCUACAGUUAUAAAUAACUACAACAACUCAAUUCAGAAUAUUAAGGAGCAGCCUACCUGUUGGCUCUUGGUCGAUGUAGCCUAUCCUUCUCCUUUAACUUUUAAUUCCAUUAUUUUAAUUCCAUCUUCCAUUGAUUAGAUAUCUCCUAACUUUUGCCACACAUGAAGACUCUAUGACUGUAGCCUAUUGCCACUUUGAUGACUCAUGAUUGGCCAACAACAACAACAACAACAAGCUACAUGCGCCACACUCCUCUUGUGAAAAGCAAGAGCAGCAGCAUAAAUUAUAACAUUUCUCUCUCUACUGCAGCAGUCAUGUUCGGAUCUGUACAGGCCCUUCCGGACAAGUCAGUUAAAAUUACACAUACCUGAAACCCGUGACAAUCAUGUCAGAUCUGACCCAGACCCGUGAUAUUAUUUAGAAUUCUGGAUCCAUACCCACUCGUGUCCUGGAUCGGGUCUCGGGUAUUCGGGUACAGGUGGAUCCGUGAAGACCUCUACUGCAUAUGCAUAUUAGCCAACACAGCAUAUCCUACACAUAUAGCAUACCGUGCAAUACACUCUUCUCUAAAAACAGCUGGGCAAAAUGUAUAGCUUAAAUUGUGAUGACUAGAGUUUGAUUUCUAAAGCAGAUGAGUUCUCAAAUGUCAGCAGCUGCCCAAUACCAUGGUGGGCAUUCAUAAUGUUGGAUGCAUUAUAAUUUAAGGUAUGGAAAAUUAUAUGGAGUCUGCAGGAUUAUAGAAAAAGCAGUUGGGAAAUGAAUGUUUGAGUUUCAAAUACUAAAUGUUCAGUGAAUGUGAAUAUAUUUAGUGGGUUUAAAUUAUUAGCCUAACUUUCCUACUAACCUAAAAGUUGAUGGCGCCAAAUUCUUGCCAAUCCAUUAUUCUACUACUAACUAUGACUGAGUGUUAGCCAUAUUGUCCAUAAUGUGCAAAAUAGCAAAGGUGUCUCAGGCAGUAUUUAAAAUAUCUAAAUAUAGUGUAACCUACCAAUCAAUGUAUAUAGAGAGAGAAGUGCCAAAAGCCUGAGAUUCUGAUUGAAACAGUAGAACUUAUCAAGACAUGCUUCAGUAUUCCCCCCUCUCUCUAGGAGCAUGUGUAUGCCCAGGCCCCAUAGGUGUGUAUUGAAAGGAUCCCAUCCUGGUCACCAAUGUAGCCAACCAAUGCAGAGAGAGAUACAUUCACUGUUGCUAUAGAAGUCAUUCCAAAGGGUAGGUUUCACAGAGCAAAUGAAAUGUGACCAUACUUUAUCACUCAUCAUCAAUGAAGCUAUUUAGGCCUACAUCGCAUUUACAAAGUCAUCAACAGCUAUUGUUUCAUUUCAACCCAGAAGUCAACUAAAAAUAGACAAAACAAUUGGCCUAGUGUUUCAAGCUCUGGUUGAUUUCAAAUGUAAUGAUAUUUAGUGUUAUACCAAUGCAUUGUUUAAUAUUCGUUUCUGAUUGGCUUGAAGGGCACUCUAGAGCAUGCAUUGCUUACCUAUAAUGCAUUGUGUUUGGUUGUCAACGCAACCAAAUAUCAACAUUUGAAGGAGAUGUACCUUCUGCUUGGAUAGUUCCAUCUGUGCCACUGACUUAGUCUGGCUUUAAUUCCAGUUUGUCUACAAAUUAAUAAUUGAUACGUUGGAUUCACGUCUCCAUCUCAAUAAAAAAUCAAAGUUAAAUCAAAUGAAAACUUUAAAUGCACUUCAAAUAAAGUUUGAUUUGAUUUAGGCCUAUUCUUUAACUUGGAGUUUUGGUUGAGAUGGAGACAUGAAUCCAACAUAUAAAUUAUUAAUUUGUAGACUAAGUCAGUGGCACAGACGGAGCUAUCCAAAAAGAAGAUAAAUCUUCAAAUGUUAAUAUUUGAUUGCGUUGACAACCAAACACAAUUCAAUAUCACUUUUGUAAUACAGUAAAUAGCCUAAAGUUAAGGCUAUCUUACAAACUAAUGUAACAUCCAACCUAAUUAAUAUGUAAUCAUAUAAAGCGUGCAUGUUCAAGAUAGCAUGCAUAGGUUGUCUCAGGUCUGUGGAGAUCUCCACAAUUGCUGUAAUAAUCUGUGCCAAAUCUAGAACGGCAUUAAUCAUUUGCAACAUGUACUUUUAAUGUAAUCCAAGGUAUUUGGUUCUGCUGUGAGUUGAAGCACAGUGAUGACACAUUGUGUUGUAUAAAUAAACAAAAUAUCUGACAUUGUAUUCCCAUUUGAACUUUGCUGUGCUUUUAAAUGGUUGAAAGCACAGUGAUAGACAUUUGGGUGACAACUAAACCAAAAAUCAGACAUUGUUUUUCCAUUGGAAUUUGGUUGUGCUUUUAGAUUGUUGAAGCAUAGUGAUAACGUAUUGGAAAUUCACACUCCUCUUAAAGGUCCAAUGCUGCCAUUUGUAUCUCAAUAUCAAAUAAAUUCAACUAACUUUUGUCUGUCUUUUCGAGUGGGUGAAUAUAGGUUGUAAUCCCAUUGAUCAACGUCUCAACCAAAUAUUACCCAAUUAUCCACGUUGAAAUGACGUGGUGUGCCCAGUGGGUAGUUUAUGCUAGAAAUGAACAUCCUGACAUGUUACAACAACUAGGCUAAGGACAGAGGCAGAGUAAUUUGCGUCCUACUCCAAUUUAGGUACAGAUUGUUACACCAGAUAAUGUGAUUUAACCAAAGAUUUGUGGUAUCCUUUACUGGGAGUUACAGGAAAGGUACUGUUUGGCGUAGUAUCUACAGUUGAAGUCGGAAGUUUACAUACACUUAGGUUGGAGUCAUUAAAACUCGUUUUUCAACCACUCCACAAAUUUCUUGUUAACAAACAAUAGUUUUGGCAAGUCGGUUAGGACAUCUACUUUGUGCAUGACACAAGUAAUUUUUGCAACAAUUGUUUUCUAUUCACUUAUAAUUCACUGUAUCACAAUUCCAGUGGGUCAGAAGUUUACAUACACAAAGUUGACUGUGCCUUUAAACAGCUUGGAAAAUUCCAGAAAAUGAUGUCAUGGCUUUAGAAGCUUCUGAUAGGCUAAUUGACAUCAUUUGAGUCAAUUGGAGGUGUACCUGUGGAUGUAUUUCAAGGCCUACCUUCAAACUCAGUGCAUCUUUGCUUGACAUCAUGGGAAAAUCAAAAGAAAUCAGCCAAGACCUCAGAAAAAAAAUUGUAGACCUCCACAAGUCUGGUUCAUCCUUGGGAGCAAUUUCCAAAUGCCUGAAGGUACCACGUUCAUCUGUACAAACAAUAGUACGCAAGUAUAAACACCAUGGAACCAGGCAGCCAUCAUACCGCUCAGGAAGGAGAUGCGUUCUGUCUAAUAGAGAUGAACGUACUUUGGUGUGAAAAGUCCAAAUCAAUCCCAGAACAACGGCAAAGGACAUUGUGAAGAUGCUGGAGGAAACAGGUACAAAAGUAUCUAUAUCCACAGUAAAACGAGUUCUAUAUCGACUGAUAUAACGUCUUUUUAUACAGUAUUUGCGGUAUGGAAGUGAGAGGAUGAGGAUAUGCCAUGUAAUUAUUUCUGUCACUGGUGGGUGCCAGAAGGUCUGCGUGCCAAGAUAGCUUGGGGGCCACUUUUGCUAAUCUUAUAAGGAGUACGUGAUGGAAUAUCCUGGCUAGGGUGCAACACGAUACCAUGUAGGGGGAUCCUAUUGUAGGUGAUGAGUGACACUCAAUAAUGUUUGGCAACUGUUGGAUGGAAUUAGCUCGGAAAGCAUUAUAUAAACUGAGAGGUUUUCUAUGUAAAUCAUUCGGAUGACAAUAGGCUACUCCCGUACCGCUUGUCAUGCGAAUCCAGUACUGUAAUAUUAAAUAACUAUGAAUCAACUCUCCAUCUAAGUGUUUAACAAUUCUCUUACAUCCUGAAGUACUCGAUACCAGAGAAAACUCAUCAUAACCUGAAAGGCCGCUCAGCAAGGAGAAGCCACUGCUCCAAAACCGCCUUAAAAAAGCCAGACUACGGUUUGCAACUGCACAUGGGGACAAAGAUCGUACUUUUUGGAGAAAUGUCCUCUGGUCUGAUGAAACAAAAAUAGAACUGUUCGGCCAUAAUGACCAUCGUUAUGUUUGGAGGAAAAAGGGGGCACUUGCAAGCCUAAGAACACCAUCCCAACCGUGAAGCACGAGGGUGGUAGCAUCAUGCUGUGGGGGUGCUUUGCUGCAGGAGGGACUGGUGCACUUCACAAAAUAGAUGGCAUCAUGAGGAAGGAAAAUUAUGUGGAUAUAUUGAAGCAACAUCUCAAGAUGUCAGGAAGUUAAAGCUUGGUCGCAAAUGGGUCUUCCAAAUGGACAAUGACCCCAAGCAUACUUCCAAAGUUGUGGCAAAAAUGGCUUAAGGACAACAAAGUCAAGGUAUUGGAGUGGCCUAAUUGAAUGUAUGUAAACUUCUGACCCACUGGGAAUGUGAUGAAAUAAAUAAAAGCUGAAAUAAAUCAUUUUCUCUACUAUUAUUCUGACAUUUCACAUUCUUAAAAUAAAAUGGUGAUCCUAACUGACCUAAGACAGGGAAUUAUUUCUAGGAUUAAAUGUCAGGAAUUGUGAAAAACUGAGUUUUAAUGUAUUUGGCUAAGGUGUAUGUAAACUCCCGACUUCAACUGUAUCUUGUACAGUGCCUUACAAAAGUAUUCAUCCCUCUUGGCGUUUUUCCUAUUUUGUUGCAUUACAACCUGUAAUUUAAAUUGAUUUUUAUUUGGAUUUCAUGUAAUGGACAUACACAAAAUAGUCCAAAUUGGUGAAGUGAAAUGAAAAAAAUAACUGAAAAGUGGUGUGUGCAUAUGUAUUCACCCCCUUUGCUAUGAAGCCCCUAAAUAAGAUCUGGUGCAACCAAUUACCUUCAGAAGUCACAUAAUUAGUUAGAUUUCACACAGGUGGACUUUAUUUAAGUGUCACAUGAUGUGUCACAUGUUCUCAGUAUAUAUACACCUGUUCUGAAAGGCCGCAGAGUCUGCAACACCACUAAGCAAGGGAGUAUCUGUCCAUAGGACCACUUUCAGCCAUACACUCCACAGAGCUGGGCUUUACGGAAGAGUGGCCAAAAAAAAGCCAGUGGCUAGAUGUGCCAAGCUUAUAGAGACAUUAACCCAAAGAGACUUGUAGCUGUAAUUGCUUUGAAAGGUGGCUCUACAAAGUAUUGACUUUGGGGGGGUAAAUAGUUAUGCAUGCUCAAGUUUUCUGUUUUUUUGUCAUAUUUCUUGUUUGUUUCACAAAUAAAAAUAUUUUGCAUCUUCAAAGUGGUAGGCAUGUUGUGUAAAUCAAAUGAUACGAACCCCCCAAAAAAUCCAUUUAAAUUCCAGGUUGUAAGGCAACAAAAUAGGAAAAAUGUCAAGGGGGGUGAAUGCUUUCGCAAGACACUGUAUGUCCUGCAGGUGACACUAUCUGGCCGCUAGACCAGCCCCAUGAAGGCACAACUCCUCUUAAUGUUAUUUUGACCUUUCCAAACAACAGGUCCUUCUGUUUACCUGAUUUGGCCUCAUUUUAGAUUUGGUUAAUUAAGAAAUGCUAACAGCCUAUAUCGAUGCCAUAUAGGCUGUUUUCUUAAUGAUAAGUCAUUUAAGGGCAGUUGCUCUUUAAAGGUCAUCUUUUGACAGUGACACAAAAGGAUAAUUAAGAGAUUACUGUUGUUGUACAUCAUUGACACCAACAUUGGUUUGGUGUAGUGCCACCAAAGGAGAAAAGUGUCAUGAGUGGCUUUCUUGCUGUAAACAACACACCCAUUGGCACUCAAUGGUCUUGCAGUAGGCUACUGUUGUUUGUGUCUUGUGACCUCCCCCUCACUUCUACGCACUCUUUUGUUGGGGUCCGUAACCCAUUAGGAACUGUCCUCAACCCAUCAAUUGGUCCCAAGUCCUGACGCACCACUUGGGAAAAACUGGUGUAGAGACAGAAUGGCAUCCACCGAGCCAGUGGCUUUUAUCGUCAUUGUCACUUUUCAUAUCUUCACUUAUAAAUAAUGUCAAGCUGGUCUGAGAACAUUUUCCCACCGAAUAAACAAGUCAUUAAUCUUUCUGUGGCAGUGUAAAUUACUCAUGGAAGAAAAACUGAAAGUGAUCUUUUGACCUAAAAGAUUAUGUGCGGUUGAUAGCUAGAAUUGUUUUUGUCAGACAUAACAGGCACUGGCGUAGCACCCCCCCCCCCCCCCCCCCCCCUCCCCCCAGAAAAACAGGGUUGCCCACGAGCUUUGGGGGCCCCCCACUCCCCCAAAAAUAUAAAAAAUGAUUGAAAGUCGGGACAAUCCUUGUCCUGCAAGGAAACAUAAUUUUUUGAUAGUUUAAAUGAAUGGCCAUGACUGAAUUCAAACGUGAGUUGGUUUCGGAGUGUGGUUUUAUGUGGGUGUCUCUUGUGUGUGUUUGCAGAGUUAGACAAAUUAUUUCGCCAAUUAGUUUUAACUGGCUUCAGCUGGCUGGUGUGCGGUUCGAGGUUUUUAAAUCUUGAAAUUUGGAGCAGUUAGAAUUUAACAUAUUCUCCCAUGUACAUUGUGUAAUUUACCGAUGGUCCCUAGCUAGCCCCAUAGGGAUAUCCAAAGUUGACCCAAAUUUAUCAUGGGCAUUACGAUUGGGUUGCGUGUAGCUGCACUCCAAAUUGAUGAUUACUUGUGUGCUGUGGGGAUGUGGGCAGGAUUGAAACAAACCCAACCUUCAUUUCCAUUGUGAUGCAAUCACAACCACAAAUCUCACAAAACUCCAUUUUGGACGAGACUGACUUUAUGACCAAAAUUAUCCGAUUGACACUUUGUAGUCAAUUUUGACAGUAGGAUUAAUAUUUCUGACUCAUAUCGAUGCCAUAUAGGCUGUUUUCUUAAUGAUAAGUCAUUUAACGGCAGUUGCUCUUUAAAGGUCAUCUUUUGACAGUGACACAAAAGGAUAAUUAAGAGAUUACUGUUGUUGUACAUCAUUGACACCAACAUUGGUUUGGUGUAGUGCCACCAAAGGAGAAAAGUGUCAUGAGUGGCUUUCUUGCUGUAAACAACACACCCAUUGGCACUCAAUGGUCUUGCAGUAGGCUACUGUUGUUUGUGUCUUGUGACCUCCCCCUCACUUCUACUCACUCUUUUGUUGGGGUCCGUAACCCAUUAGGAACUGUCCUCAACCCAUCAAUUGGUCCCAAGUCCUGACGCACCACUUGGGAAAAACUGGUGUAGAGACAGAAUGGCAUCCACCGAGCCAGUGGCUUUUAUCGUCAUUGUCACUUUUCAUAUCUUCACUUAUAAAUAAUGUCAAGCUGGUCUGAGAACAUUUUCCCACCGAAUAAACAAGUCAUUAAUCUUUCUGUGGCAGUGUAAAUUACUCAUGGAAGAAAAACUGAAAGUGAUCUUUUGACCUUAAAGAUUAUGUGCGGUUGAUAGCUAGAAUUGUUUUUGUCAGACAUAACAGGCACUGGCGUAGCACCCCCCCCCCCCCCCCCCUCCCCCCAGAAAAACAGGGUUGCCCACGAGCUUUGGGGGCCCCCCACUCCCCCCAAAAUAUAAAAAAUGAUUGAAAGUCGGGACAAUCCUUGUCCUGCAAGGAAACAUAAUUUUUUGAUAGUUUAAAUGAAUGGCCAUGACUGAAUUCAAACGUGAGUUGGUUUCGGAGUGUGGUUUUAUGUGGGUGUCUCUUGUGUGUGUUUGCAGAGUUAGACAAAUUAUUUCGCCAAUUAGUUUUAACUGGCUUCAGCUGGCUGGUGUGCGGUUCGAGGUUUUUAAAUCUUGAAAUUUGGAGCAGUUAGAAUUUAACAUAUUCUCCCAUGUACAUUGUGUAAUUUACCGAUGGUCCCUAGCUAGCCCCAUAGGGAUAUCCAAAGUUGACCCAAAUUUAUCAUGGGCAUUACGAUUGGGUUGCGUGUAGCUGCACUCCAAAUUGAUGAUUACUUGUGUGCUGUGGGGAUGUGGGCAGGAUUGAAACAAACCCAACCUUCAUUUCCAUUGUGAUGCAAUCACAACCACAAAUCUCAAAAAACUCCAUUUUGGACGAGACUGACUUUAUGACCAAAAUUAUCCGAUUGACACUUUGUAGUCAAUUUUGACAGUAGGAUUAAUAUUUCUGACUCAUAUCGAUGAAAGUCGGGACAAUCCUUGUCCUGCAAGGAAACAUAAUUUUUUGAUAGUUUAAAUGAAUUAAUUUUGUUGCAUUAUUUAAGCUUAAAAUGUACAUUAUGUGAAUUUUAUAAGGGAAAAUAUUUGUUUGGGGAAUUUUCAAAUAUUAUUAAUUUUCAUGUCGGCUCUUUGCCUGGAAAUGCGAAGGAUCCCAAUUUCAAACUCUCCAAAAAAAGUGUUUAAAAUUGGCAAAAAUUUAUAUUAACUGACAAAAUUAUGGUAUGUACACUGAACAAAAAUAUUGAUGCAACAUGCAACAAUUUCAAAGAUUUUACUGAGUUACAGUUUAUAUAAGGAAAUCAGUCAAUUUAAGUAAAUUCAUUAGGCCCUAAUAUAUGGAUUUUACAUGACUGGGAAUACAGAUAUGCAUCUGUUGGUCACAGAUGCCUUAAAAAAAAAGAUUGAUCCAUGCCUCUGAAUCCAGUCAGUAUCUGGUGUGACCACCAUUUUCCUCAUGCUACGCUACACAUCUCCUUCGGAUAGAGUUGAUCAGGCUGUUGAUUGUGGCCUGUGGAAAGUUGUCGGGAACUGGAACACGCUGUCGUACACAUCGAUCCAGAGCAUCCCAAACAUGCUCAAUGGGUGACAUGUCUGGUGAGUAUGCAGGCCAUGGAAGAACUGGGACAUUUUCAGCAUCCAGGAAUUGUGUACAGACCCUUGCGACAUGGAGCUGUGCAUUAUCAUGCUGAAACAUGAGGUGAUGGCAGCGGAUGAAUGGCAUGACAAUGGGCCUCAGGAUCUCAUAAUGGUAUCUCUGUGCAUUCAAAUUGCCAUCGAUAAAAGGCAAUUGUGUUCGUUGUCCGUAGCUUAUGCCUUCCCAUACCAUAACCCCACCGCCACCAUGGGGCACUCUGUUUAUAAUGUUGACAUCAGCAAACCGCUCGCGCACACAACGCCAUACACGCUGUCUGCCAUCUGCCCGGUACAGUUGAAACCGGGAUUAAUCCGUAAAGAGCACACUUCUCCAGCGUACCAGUGGCCAUCAAAGCUGAGCAUUUGCCUGCUUAAGUCGGUUACGACGCCGAACUGCAGUCAGGUCAAGACCCUGGUGAGGACGACGAGCACGCAGAUGAUCUUCCCUGAGACGGUUUCUGACAGUUUGUGCAGAACUUCUUCGGUUGUGCAAACCCACAGUUUCAUCAGCUGUCCAGGUGGCUGGUCUCAGACCAUCCCACAGGUGAAGAAUCCGAAUGUGGAGGCCCUGGGCUGACGUGGUUACACAUGGUCUGCGGUUGUUAGGCCGGUUGGACGUACUGCCAAAUUCUCUAAAAUGUACGUUGGAGGCGGCUUAUGGUAGAGAAAUUAACAUUUGAUUCUCUGACUACCGCUCUGGUGGAUAUUCCUGCAGUCAGCAUGCCAAUUGCACGCUCCAUCAAAACAUGAGACAUCUGUGGCAUUGUGUUGUAUGACAAAACUGCACAUUUUAGAGUGGCCUUUUGUUGUCCCCAGCACAAGGUACACCUGUGUAAUGAUCAUGCUGUUUAAUCAGCUUCUUGAUAUGCCACACCUGUCAGGUGAAUGGAUUAUCUUGGCAUAGAGAAAUGCUAAUUAAACAGCUCAUUAUAUUUUGGUUCAGUAUAGUUUCUUGCAAUAGCCCUCUGUGACUUUAUAUAAUAUUUCUCUCAAAACUUAGAUUCCUAAAAGAUGUGUCUGGAGAUUUUGUUUACUCCGUCAGAUUAGUCUAAAAUCCUAAAUUAAUCAGGAAUGAGCAGGGUCAGCUAUACCAUAAGGACCCCUUAUUCAUGUCCUCAUUACAUGCACUGCAACAAGACCACUCAUGGUCUGUAAAGUUCUCUACUUUUGAUAGAUUUAAACAAACAAUAUUGGAAUCACCAUGGUCACAACCAUAAUCAUCUUCCUUAUAGAUUAAAAUGGAAUAUGAAUUUUGGUUCAAAUAUGUUACAUUUAAUUAGGUUUUAGAGUCAUGAAGCAACUGAGGAAAAACCUAAUUGCUACUGUGUAUACCACUUGAAUAAAGAAAAAAAAUUCAAUUUUUGUCAACUCCGUAAAACAUAAACUCCGUCAGAUUUUUGUCUAACGUCAACUCCAUCAGAGUGCUGAACGAUUUGAUAGAAUAGUUAUGUUUUUAUUGGGGAUUUUCAAAUGAAUCGUUUUCCAUAUUUUACAAAUGUUUGUAUUGAACUUUUAUUUUUAGAGGCAAAAAUAAGUCUGUUUUUUGUAUCUGUUGUCAACUCCGUCAGUGGCUUGUCAACUCCUUCACUGAUGGCUAACCACCUUUUUUUGGGUCAAUAUUCUGAUAUUUUUUUGUAAUCAAUGCAGGGAUAAUGUUUGCUUUAUAAAUGUUAUUUUAUCUAUCUAUUAAUCUUCUAAAUCUAGAAAAACAUGCCAAAAUGCUAGCAACAUUUUCCCUGGAACAUUUAGUAAUGCUAUAAAACUAAACAAAAAUACAUUUGUAUUACAUAUUUGAAUAAUCUAAUGACGUGGAAACAAUGUUGAUUCAACCAGUGUGUGCCCAGUGGGAAGAAAGUUGUAACAGAGUUGUGGGAUACAGACAAAAUCUCAUGGGGAAAAACAAUUAAAAAGACAAAGUUCUUGGCAAAGUCCUUAUAUGUCAGACGUGUUUUGACUUGAGUGCAUGUGCUCUUAAAUUAAAAUGUCAGAUUACUCAUUUAAUUGGAACAGCUGAACUGCAUCAUCACUGAUUUGUAAUGACGAAGAUUGAUAGUAAACAAGUUAAUGAAAGGUAUUAUCUUCUGCCUAUCUGUGUUUCUCCCAUAGAUUUCUGACUGGUACACAACCCAUGCCCAACUCAGCCUGCAGGUCGUCAAUGCUCAACUGGAAGUCUAUGACUCUAAAUCCAAGUUAGUUUGUUUAUAGUAUAUGUGUAUGUGUGUGGAUCCACUGUGUCUUGUGGGUCCACCAUGAAGGAUUCCGCAAACAAGGGCCUGAAUUUUGGUCACAAGUAAAUUGCAUUAUUUUCCUUACUCAUGUGAUCUUUUAAAGGUCACACGUCUAUGGACAAGAAUGCAAUUCACACACACACACUCUAUAGUUAAUCUGCAGUCUGGUAUAGGUGUGAGCAGGAGGAGAGGUGUCUCCUGGCAGCGGAGGCAGAGCUGAGCCGAGCCACCUGCAGAGUAUUCAGCAUGAGUUAAUCCAGUGGCGGCUCCUAAAAAAAUUCUCAGGGGGGGCAAUUUUUCUGAUGAUUUAGGUGACCUACACACAUUUUAAAAAAGAUAUGUCCAGCAACAACAUGAAGACAGGGGCAGCAUAUAAGUCAAUACCAGAAGCAUUUAUUGACUGAUCUCAAAAGUGUUGGCUUACCAGGGUUGGUGGAGCCCUCAGUUUCAUCUUUGCCUCGCAAAGCUAACUCAAACACUCCGCAAAACUUUACACACUGGAUUAGCCGGCUGAGGAUGUGGCGGUUCUUGCUAAUGUCGUAGUAAAUAUAUUUGUUAUAGUGAAUAUGGAAUAUGAUAUGUUGAGUAAAAUGUUGUGCUAAGAUCUAUUUAGGUCAGGAGCUGGUUAUAAGUUCUGUUCCUAUCCAAUAACAAUGGACAAAAGGGUCCUAUCUUGUCAGCCUUGUCAGUUUCAGUUCUCCAGUAAACUUGUGAUUAUCAACACUAACCUCAUCGUUGUGGCGGCGGACAGCUAACCUGUAUCCCUCAUCCAGUUGAGUGGGAAUGUUCACUCUCCCCAAAGCAGACAAUCUCAAACAGCUAUCCAUGUGGGUCUUUGACAGCUCAUGUUUCUUAAUCUUUCCUGAAAGAUGGUGCAUGUCCGUUACACACCAGUCGCUGUCCAAGCGGUGCUGUCUGCCGUGCCGCCUUCAGGGUGAAAGAGUAAGCAGGGGGUAGCAGAAGACUGCAUUAGCUACAUCGCAGCCUGCUAGCCAGGUUUUUCGUUCGUACCAAUUUUUGGAAAAUCCUCGGGUGUAGGACUUCCCCCCUUUAGUAGAAACCUGUUGAAUUAUUAAAUUUGGUCUGGGAGGUCCUAAUUGUUUCGUUGCCAAUUUAUCUUCAUUUGUUCGCCGACAAAAAGGAACUUCUUUCAAAGACACAAUCGAGUUGCACUGAAGCCUAGCCAUUUUGAUAGAAGUAGUGAAUUGAUUGACGCUGCUACCCGCUCUUUUCUUAGUUACGUUCAUGGUUAUAUGUUACGUAUGACGAAAGCGCGUAAGUGCAAGCCCUCAGAAACCCAUAGAGAUUGUAUUGAAAGCUCUGAUAUUUGAAAAAAAUAGAUUUUACAUGGGAGUCUAUGACAGACUUCUGGGCGAUUUUCAACCUGACUGAAAUCGCCCCAAAAGGGGGGGGGGGGGGCAUUUGAAGCACGACUUUAGCCUGAUUGGACAUUUAGUGGCACUGUGGCAGAUCAGACGUCUAGAUUACAACACUGAUAACUACUGUUGCCGUGAUAUAAUUGAUUAGAAAAAAAAUCCCUUCCUUUUCCCGUUUGGCAGUGCGUCGCCCAUAUCGCCCUAUUGAACACACCGCCCCUGAGUUAAUCUAUAGGGAAGGAGAUCUGCACAUCCAACUGGAUGGAAACCUAGAGGAAAUGGACCUCCUCAAGAGAAACCAUGACAAGUUGGGGUCCUUAUACUGUUACUGUUUCAAUGACAUUUUAUGUAUCGUAUGGUUCCAUAGGUCUAGUACCAUUAUGGCACAUACUGUUUGCAUUGAUUUUCUAUUGUCAAUGUUGUUUGAGAGCUUUUGGACACAACAAUGACAUCCACAUUUGUAUUUCCUGUGUCUGUAUAGGAAGUGCAGGGAGUGAUAGCCCAGAUGUCUGGGUUGGUUAACAUGGAUAUGGACUGUGCUCACUCAGUGGACCUGAAUGAGGAACUGAAUCUCCUAAGGGAGCAGUGUGGGGCGAUGAUCCUGAAGAACAAAACAGAGGCUGAGAGCUGGUUUCAGAGCAAGGUGGGCCACUGUCAACACAUAAAUACUGAGUCCUGAAGAUGUUAGAGAUACAGAAUAUAUCAUAUAUUCUCCAUGUUUGUUUUGACACCUCAGGUGGACAGCAUGAAGACCCAGGUGACCGCCUGUUCUGAUGGGUCCUAGGUCAGGCAGACAUAGAUAGCCGACCUAAAGAGAAUAGUCCAGGAUCUAACUUUGGAGUUGAAGCUAAUGGAGACCCAGGUAAGAAACCACAUACACAUAUUUUUUUUUUACGCUAUGAAGUUUGCAGUCUUUGUUGUUGCACUGAAACUCUGGAGACAGAAUCAGAGAUUUACAGGUUUUAAAAUGGCUGCUCUUUCACUUCACUCGCUCGCUUACAGAAUCUGUCAACGGAGAGGGACGAGAUGGAAGUGAACGAGCGACACAGUGUUCACCUCAGUCAGCUUCAGCAGCACUUAGACAGCCUGGAGGAGGAGCUGCUGCAGCUACGUACAGCCACAGAGCAGCAGGCUGUCCAGUACCAGAUGCUCCUGGACAUCAAGACCAGGCUGGAGAUGGAGAUCGCUGAGUACAGGAGGCUGCUGGAUGGAGGGGGAGCCAGGUAAGGCCAAGAAAAGGGUUGUCACUAGUGAUUACCCAAGAAAAGAGUCAACAGGUGAUUUGACAGAAGCUAAAUCCAUGUCCGAGGUCUGACUGAUAUUUUUGUCUUCAGCAGGAAAUCAAGCUCCAACGCAAUGAGUAAUGGAACUGCCUUCCAACACAUCGUCAUGCCAAUUCAGAGUUCCUCCAUUAGUGUGCCAAGUAUUAAUGAGACCUCAAGAGAGACCUCAAGCAGUUUAGAAAAUGGAGGACAAGUGGUAGGUGUAGCCAUUGGGGAGCAGGUUACUCGUCUGCAGAAAGUGUUUCUUUAUAAUGCCUCUUUAUAAAAACAGGGCCGAGUGUACAAACAACUAAUUAGGUCCAAAGCAAGAGUUUAGAAAGUGGGCAUCGGGUUGAAUAUUCUGAGAGUAGAGCUAACACCAGCUCUGCACAACAUGGAGCUCACGUUGUGAGCAGCGUUGAGGGUAAAUCCCCCACUGUCAGUAGAGUCAAUGACAUACCACAUGAUAAUAUCAGCGUGAUUAUCUCAACAACUCAGAUUAGCGAAGAUGCAUCUCAGAUUAAAGACACAGAAGUUGCUCAGAUCACUAGUAGUGAUGUUGAUGUUACCAGUGUUAACUGUGGAGGACAGACUGCCAGCACUGUGAAAGAAGAAGAGAUAAGCAUUGCCAAUGACACAGUACAAGUUAGCAGUGAGGAGGCCGUAGUGGUGGUUGGUGUCAGUAAUGUAAAAAGCACAGGUCAGAUAAGAUGUAGGGAAACUAAGAUCCCGGAGAGAAGUGUGGAAAGUGAGACUAAGAUUGACAGUGAAAAUCAGAUUCUUAGUACUGUGCGUGAUGCUCAGAUUAUCUCAGCAGAGGAAGAAAACCAAUUCAGAAGUGAGGAGACUCAGAUUGACAGCGUGGAGGUUACGAGUCAGAUGAAUAGCUGCCAAAUUGAAACUCAGAUAAGCAGUCCUGAAGGUGGAGUUCUGAGUGUUGUGGAAAGUGUUGUUCAGAUAACCAGUGUAGGAAAUGGCAGUCAGAUCAGCUGUGUUGAAACUGGAGCACAGCUCUGCUCCUUGGAGAUACACAUCACAGAAAAUGAGGCUCAGCCAAGCAGUCAGCCAACAGAGGUAAUUAUCACCCAUUCGGAAGACCGAUUUGAGAUGAGAAAUGUUGAACAUGGAGAGCUUGUUAUCAUAGAAAAAACUAUAAUUGAGGAGAUAAGCAGUAUAUCCAGAGAGAGUGAAGCUGUGGUGAGCAGCAGGGUUGAAAGCGGAAGACUGGUUGAUGAGCUGGAAGUCACCUCUGUAGUUGGUGAUGCAGAAGAUGCAGGUCAAACAAACUGUGAGGAGAGUAGAGUUCAGAUGAGCAUUGCUCAGGGUGGUGACCUGACUAGCACAAUCAUAACAACAAGUGUGGUUGAGAUGAAGAGUGCUGAUGAGGCUGGUGACCUGACUGGAAGUGUGGUUGAGAUCCACAGUGCUGAGGGUGGUGAUCUGACCUAAAAUGGCAGCAAGUGUGGUUGAGAUGAUCAGCACACGGAAUGUGAGGUUCAAUUGUCCACAGGGAGUAUAGAGCUCAAACAACCUUGAUGGAGAGUGAAGGUAGGAUUAGCAGGGAUGUUCAAAUGAUUGACCCUGUCUUUACAGGUGACAUAGGCACUGUAGAAACUGUAGUAGUCUCGUUCCCAUCCGUGUGUCAGACUACUGACAGCGAUAACGCUAUUAGCACGGUAAGCGAGGCUAAGGAAACUGUGAUCCAGGUGAAGAAAGUGGAAGGUACUGUUCCAAUCAGCAGUGCAGAACUGAUCACCAAUGUUGUACAGAUUAGCAGCGCUGCAAGUGACAAUACGAUCAGCAGUGCCACAGGUGUAGUGGUAAAAGUGCCAGCUUGUACAGUGGAGAGUGCAGUGGAGAUCACCAGUAAUGUGAGGAGUGGAAGCAUGAUACGUACUAGACGUAUGACUAGUGUAGGCAGUGGUGGUUUGAUCAGCAGGACAGGAAGUGGGCAUAUGAUGAAUAAUGUGGUAAGUGGACAUAUGAUAACUAGUGCAGGAAGUGGACACAUGAUAACUAGUGCAAGAAGUGGACACAUGAUAACUAGUGCAGGAAGUGGAGGUAGACCAAGUAGUGCAGGAAGUGGAGAA
Molecule: messenger RNA, 23031 nt
Organism: Coregonus sp. 'balchen'
Lineage: Eukaryota; Metazoa; Chordata; Actinopteri; Salmoniformes; Salmonidae
Source: the annotation of a GenBank genome assembly